ACCGAGUUAGGCAGAGACUCAGGACCAUACAUAAAAACAGCCGAAUUUAGUCCCGAAGAUAAGCGCAGAUCAAAAGCGCUCUUCAUUUAGCGGCAUGAGAGCUAAUUAGGUUUUAUAUGCGACAUUUAAACUGUUGAGUGAAACAGCGGCGUUUCGCAACACUGAUUUUGCGCAACUGUUUCCCUCAUCUUGCGACAGAUUUUUCGGGGAAUAAAAAAUGAUUCUCGACGUGCUCUGUUCCUAUGACAUGAUUUGGAUUGCACCUUGCAUUUUGGGGGGAAAUCAGCACUGAACGCAGUAUACGACGUUUUUUGGACAACUUUGGCGCCAGUGGACACGGGCUGUCGCGAAAGUCUCUAACUGCCUCAGGAUUGUUGCUGUUGGACUGAUGGCUCUGAGCAGGAUGGACCUCGUCGGGCUCUACUUGUUCCAGCUGGCAAUUUUGGGGGUGCCACGGUUGGUGUUGGGGGGCAGGUGGGACUGUCUGACUGCGGGGGAUUCAUGCUCCAGUGAUGAGGCGUGCAGUCCUCGCUUGAGAACGCUGCGGCAGUGCGUUGCAGGUGGGGGGAGUGUGAAGCUGGGUCCAGGGGCUCGUAACCACUGCGAGAACGCAGUGACGGCCCUAAUCUCCAGCCCUCUACAUCGAUGCCAGUGCAAACGAGGCAUGAAGAGAGAGAAGAACUGUCUCAGCAUCUACUGGAGCCUCAAGCAGUCUGUACUGCAUGGGCUGAGUUUGGUGGAGAAUUACCCCUAUGAGCCUGUUGAGCGAGGCUUUGAUUAUGUUCGCCUGGCCUCCAUCGCUGCAGAAUCUGAGGUGGGCGUGACAACAAUGAACCGUUGUUUGGACGCCGCCAAGGCCUGUAAUGUUGACGAGAUGUGCCAGAAGCUGCGCACGGAAUACGUGUCAGCGUGCAUCACUCCAUCAGUGCGAGCUGGGCCAUGCAACCGUGCACGCUGCAGCAAAGCGCUAAGAAAGUUCUUCGACCGCGUGCCACCCGACUACACACACGAGCUGCUCUUCUGUCCAUGCUCCGACACCGCAUGUGCAGAGCGACGGCGCCAGACCAUUGUGCCCACGUGCUCAUAUGAAGAGCAGGAGAAACCCAAUUGCCUGGCCCAACUACGAGUCUGCGAGGCUGACUACAUCUGCAAGUCUCGCUGGGCUCAGUUCCAGCAUGACUGCCAACCCUCCGAGCUCACUGCCAGCAGCUGCCAGCAUGAAAAUUAUGGAGCCUGCCUUAUUGCAUACACCGGCCUGAUAGGUAGCAUUAUCACUCCAAACUACCUAGACAACUCUACAUCCAAUGUGGGACCAUGGUGCUCAUGUGCGGCUAGUGGGAAUUUCCGAGAUCAGUGCAGCCACUUCCUCAGCCAUUUCCAUGAAAACAAUUGCUUAAAAAAUGCCAUCCUGGCUUUUGGGAACGACACAGACCUGAAAUCUGCUACCAAUCAAGCUCCAGGCUCUAACACCAACAUUUACAACCAGAUCUUAGUCACAAGCACAGAGUCUACCAACAUUAUUGGUGCUUCCAUGGAGACUGAACAGAAAAUCCUCCGGCCACAGAUUCCAACACAGAUGAACGAGAGAGACAGACUGUGGGGUGACUCCACGCUCCCCUCCCCUGAUCUCUAUGACAACAGUCCCGCAGCAGCCCGCCUAGCCAUAUUACUGUGGCUCUUUCCCUUCCUGCUGCUGGCUCUCCAACUUUAAAAUGAAGCAACCAAUCAAAACACCAUGAAACUGUGACAGUGUGUGUAUAUUCAUGAGUUUUAACCUCUGCCAACCGCAUUUCAAAAACUCCUUUGGAGAGAACGCAAGAACUGCGAACAUCUCAAAAAAUACGAAACUCUACACCGUUCCACCAAUGCAACUUAGUGAUUCUUUGUCUGGAUGUACCCAGUGACUGAUUUCAAGGGUUUAAAUAAUUGUGUAUGUGUCUCAAACUAUUUUAGACUGAAAAUGACUCCCAUGUAAGAUAAACCCCCUCUCUCUUCAACGAGACUGAAAUGCAGUCGCCUGGCGACUGAGUCAUGCCAAUGCUAUGCAUCUCAAAAAAGAAAUCCCUAUCUGUUCAUCAUCCAUAUUUUAAUGCUUUUUUCCCCAGCUCUUUUGAGUGCAAGACAUUGGUUUGUGUGUUGUAUAUUCACUGAGGUAGAGGUGUGUUUUGUGAUGUCUGCUUGAAGGAAAAAUCACAAGGACAAGUGGUUAACGAGAGGAAACCAAUGUAAUUUCAAUGUACACUAAGAGCUACUUCACAUGAGAAUGGGCUUCAAUGGGUUACAGAGAUGGUCUUUAUUUUUGUAAUGUGGUUGAAUUGUUGAGAUGCUUCUCCUUCCCUUCUCAAGCAGUCCUGGAGUUGAGGAGUGCACUUUUGUUAAGAAAAUGUUAAGUAAGACACAGUGAACAGCAACAAGUGCAAUAGAUUUAAAGUAUCUGGAUUAAAGACCCCAUGAAAUCGCUUGACAAGCACAAUUUUCUUUCCAGUGUUGCCGUAUUGUAAAAGAAAGUUGAGGCAGGGCAUAUCUAAGGAAUAGCCCAUUUUUUAAAAUAGACAAUAGUCUUAAAGGGAUAGCUCACCCAGAAAUGGAAAUUCAUCAUUAUUUACUCAUCGCAAUGUUACUCUAAACCUAUAUGUUUCCGUAAAGCAUAAAAAGGUGAAUAUUUAGAAAGUCUUCACAGGGUUUAUUUACCAUGUAAUGCAAGUGAAUAGAGACUCCAAAAAUAAAAAAGAAAAAAAGAAAAAAAUAAUAAUAAUAAAAAAUAAAAAAACCACGGUAUAAGCAAUCGAUAACAAUUACACCACUGGAUAUGACUCAUGCACAUUAUUCCUUAAAGUCUUUUGAAGCCAUACAAUUACUUUCUGUGAUAGAAUGCAAAUUAAGUUGUUCUCAACUCCCUGACAUAAUGAAAUAAUGAAUAAAGCGCUGAAAUCAAAUAUGCUAAUUCAUUAAAACUCAUUGGUUCUCUUUGCGCCUCAUGACCAGACGUCAUUUUGCAAGAACCAUAUUUCAGCACCUUGUUUUUAUUUUAUAGUGAAUAAUGACAUUUUGGUCUGUACAUCACUCAGUAAUCAUUUUGCUUUAGAAGACUUGGAAUAAAGUCAACCAACUGUAUCGACUGCUUAUACUGUGGUUUAAUGUUUUUUUAAAAAAAACAUUUUUUAUUAACAUUAACUAAGAUGAAUAACUGCUGUAAAAGUAUUGUACAUUGUUAGUUCAUCUUAACUAAUGUUGCUAAUUAAUGUUAACAAAUGGAACCUUAUUGUAAAGGGUUACCUUUUUAAAUUUUUAAGUGAACUGCUCUCAGUUUACAUGAGAUUAAGUUGGUGGUAUUAAGGUGAGGGCCAUUCACUUUCUAGAGAGAAUUUGAUUGGACAAAAAUUGGGAUAUACCCCUAUAGUCCAAGAUAAGCCAAUAUUGAAAAUUUUACAUGAAGGGUACAAUGGGGCUAAAGGCACCCCUCAAGGAAAUUUUGCUUUUUUUAUUUAUUUGUAUUGAAUAUUGAUGGAGCAACAUAAUUUGUGUGAAAAUAAAUAAUAACUGGAGGUUGUUUUAAACAAAAUUCAGUUUUUUAAAACAAGGUGGUGAGGGAGCCUUUUACCCCACACUUGGGGUAAAAGGCCCUUAGAGGGUUUAAAGUGAUAUUGUGUAGAUACCGGGGCAAUAGUUAUAGGGCACAAUUUGUCAACUAAUGCAAAUAAUCUUUUUGAGUAACAAAUUAAGAUGAUGCUUACUCAAAAUAACUACCAUUUCCUGUUAAUUUCAAACACAUUUGGCAUUUUAUUACAUAAAGUAUUCUAUAAACAAACUAAUCUCUACAAGUCUAUACAAAUAAAAAAUCUAUUCGCCCAACUUUAAAAAAACAAUGUGUUUAAUAGGGGCAUUCAGCCCCUGCAUCAGGGGGGCUUUUUACCCCAAAUACUAUCCUUACACUUAUUGGACAGUAUUGAAAAUGUUUGAUUUAAUGACCUUAAUCAAAACUGAAAAUGAUAAGUAUUUUGUCUCAAAAGAAAUGUGUUAAUUUCAGGAAUUUUCAUUAGCUACAUAAAUGUACAACAUUUAAAAAAUUUUUUUUAAAUGAGAUCAAACUGCCUCAAAAUCAACCUUUAGACAUUAUAUGACAUUACAUUUUUGUUGCUAUUUAUUGUUUUGGGAGAAAGUAAAAAUCAAUGGAGCCUUUUACCCCACUGAGCCUUUAGCCCCGUUGUACCCUAUAUUUUGAAUUAAAAGUUUUGUCAUCUUUUAGGAGUACACUAGCAUAUCGAUGGUUUUAGAGUUAACAGACAUUGACUAAAAGCCACAAAACACCCAUUUUGAUUUCAUGGGGUCUUUAAUGGUUUUUAUUGUGGGGUUCUUGAGCAGUUCUCAUGUACUUCAGCUGUGGAAAUGGAUGUCUAAAAUUCUGCAGCAAACUUCUCAUUUAACAACACUGUUGUUAAAACACUUCAUGUUCAUGUGACUCAGAGCAGCUUUUAACCCCAUUUCUCCACUGUUUCACAGUCAAUCUGAAUGAGCACAAUGAAAGUUCAUAGAUUGUUUCUAGUGACUGACAGCACAGUAUUCUGCCAUUCAACAAAGUUUUGUUGCUUUUUUGUUCUCGAUUGUGCUCUGACCCCCGACCUCCAGAGACUUUUGACCAAUCAGCUUCAUGUGAGAAAAGGGCACAGCAUAACUGUCAAAUGGGUGAAAUUUGUGGAUUUUACUUGUUAUUUCCUGAAAAAUAAAGCUGACAGAUAUGGAUGUACAGUAUAGAAUUUGUGUCCAAGAAUGUUUUAAAUACAGCUAAGAGUACUGUUGAGAUCUUUCAUAAACAAACCCCUGCACAAAAAAGAAAAAAAAAAGUUAGUGUCGGUAAAACUCACAAUUACUUGGAUGCUACUGCCACAAGAUAUACUUAAAAUAUAUAGCUGAGUAUAUAUCUUGACCCAGGAGCAGCUUUUGAGGCCAGGGGCUGUCACGCUAUUUACAGAAUUCUCCCUCCCUGCCCAAUCUCCAACAUAAAAAAUAAUUGGAAUAUUUUAUUAAACACUGUCUCUGCAAAUAUACUUUGUCAAAUGCAAAUAAACUGCUAAUAGUGUGAGAUUUUCAGUCAAUUAUGAAGCAACAUUGUAUGGGUGUACUGCACUGUAUCUACAUGAGCUGAGACACUUUGACAGCUCCCUCUCAUAAUCCCACAUUGACUGCAUCUGAGGUUUCAUUCGAAGCACUAGAGAAACUGUCAUUCUCAUGAUAUUGUUUUUCCUUCUCUGCUAGCUGAUAAUGAGAAGAGAUAAAUGUAUUUUACCAUUCCUGUCGUGACUUGUGAGUAAAAAAAGUAUAGAUGUUUACAAUAGCCUAUCUGGUCUUAUUGAAUCGUUACUAAUACCUACAUUUUUGCAAAAUUACUUUUCUGUAGCUCGUUGUAUCGUGGCACUUUCCUGGUGACAUGAACACCAGAGGUGCUAUGACGACUUUCAUUCUCUUUCACACAAAUCAUGAGUAAAACUGCAGAUUAUCAGUUCAUAAACACGUACUUUUUAUUCUAUUCCUCACACAGCGCACGACUUGGAAGGCGAUACUUUUACUGUUUGCUUCACAUUACCAACAACAUUUAUAAGAUUGUGAAAUGAAGCAUGAUCAAAUUGCACAGUAGUUCAACUGAUAGAGUGUUGAACUUUUUGAUGCAAGGGUAUGAGUUCCGAAGAGCAUGCGAGAUGACACGUGAGCCAAAAGUGUCAAAGAAGCACCACAAAAUUACAUUGUUGCUACAACAAUUGCAUUUUUCAUCUGACUUUAGCUUUAUAUGACACUAUCGGUUAGGUUUAGUGUAGGGAGGUAGGUUUGUUGAUUUAACCAUAGAAAUCUUAUCUGUGUGAGAGACAAUUUCCACUCGCUUUUAGCACCAAUCAAAAGAGCCUACCUUAUAAUAUUCUGGUUGCUAAAUGCAAGUCUAUGGGAUGUUUUUUCUCACCCAUUUAAUCAAUGUCAGGCGAAAAUCCCAAGUUCGAUUGUUUAAAGAUACCAGAAGUUUAAUUUUAGGGUUAGAGGUUUUACUCAGAUCUCUAAUGUUAAGUAUAAACAACAAGUCUAAAUACAGGUAAAGUGGGACACAAGCUUAAUCAUCUAUCAUUGUUUAUAUUCCUCCAUUACUAAAAAUCAACAUUAAGUUCAUUUUAAACUAGUAUAGGAUGACACUGAUGUAGCCAUUUAGAUUAUAUUUUAAAAUCAAUGGCAAUAACAAACUUAAGAAAGCCUUGUCUGAAAGUUAAAACUUUAAAAGAUUGAAGUUUGAAGGUUUCACAGGCCCUAAAUUCAGACAGACAAACCAUGAGAUAGACAGACAAACCAUGACUUAGACAAAGACAGAUAAACCAUGAGACAUAUAGACAGACAGACCAUGAGAUAAAUGAUUUAUGAAAACCAUAUGGAUAUGGACAAAAUCAAAACAGUCUGAAGGUCUGUGCAGCGUUUGGAAGAUUUAGAUCGCAAGUUCUAGGAGUAACAGUUGAUAUUUGUCUUGGUUUAGGUACUUUGGAAAGACCCUAUACCAAACUUGUAGAAUAACAGUACAUUGGCUUUGUCAAGGCUACAUAAUUAUUAGAAAGUGUCCCACUUUCCCUGUAGUCACACUAAUAGCUACGCUUGCCUUUGCAAACACCACAAAUAAUGGUACGGAGAUAAAAUGCUGUACAUUAAAUGUAUAUGUGUUAUGCAAUGUGUGUGCUGUUCCCCCCUGGGCUACAUAAAUUA
Messenger RNA from Myxocyprinus asiaticus (Chinese sucker), 6729 nucleotides. Its product is annotated as GDNF family receptor alpha-4-like. Gene Ontology annotation, molecular function: signaling receptor activity. Gene Ontology annotation, cellular component: signaling receptor complex; external side of plasma membrane. Gene Ontology annotation, biological process: nervous system development. NCBI's taxonomy places the organism in Eukaryota, Metazoa, Chordata, Actinopteri, Cypriniformes, Catostomidae. The transcript is spliced from 8 exons. The record is from RefSeq and is a predicted model, not a curated record. The coding region runs from base 389 to 1711 and encodes 440 amino acids.